GAUUCUUUUGGUCCAGUAGUUGCAUGUUACUAUGCGCUUGCAAAAAUCUGUCACAGCCCUCCUUUCGGUACCUUGCCAACAGCAGCAAGCAGCGCGAGCAAGCCCCACUUCUGUCGAUAAUCUGUCGCAUUGGAUUGGUGAGGGAGAAUCGCUGUGAUUUAGAGCGCAGCUGUCAGCUAACCGCGGUCCCGCUGACAAGGAAUGCAAGACAAGCGAAGAAUAGUUUGUUGCUGGAGUUAAUAUCCAAGUUAUUUGGGGGUUAUUUUUGACCAGUAGGUGUGCUGGUUAUGCCGGGGGGGAAAAGCCUCAGGAUGUGGCACAGCCUCAGAUGCGCAAACGGAGCUCCAGCGGGCAGAUUUUUUACGCGGGCACACCGAUCCAAGACGGUUUCACUUUCAAGACGGGAAUGCAUCAGAAACAGCUGGAACGUGACUUGACCCAAGAGGAAAAAAAAAAAAUCUGUAUCCUUUUGCGACCUUGUUCUCGUUUGUAGUUCGUUUUAAAUAUAUAUAUAUAUAUAGCGGCAUCCCCUUUGAGUGUGGGGCACAAUGGAGCAGCUGGAAGAGGAGCUUACGUGUCCAGUCUGCUGCGGUCUCUUCGAGGACCCGCGGGUGCUGCUGUGCUCGCACAGCUUCUGCAAGAAGUGCUUGGAGGGGCUGCUGGAGGGCAACCGGGGUCCGGCUUUCAGGACGCCUUUGAAAUGCCCCACGUGCCGCAAGGAGACCCCCCAUAACGGCGCGAGCAGCCUGCAGAUCAACUACUCUUUGCGCGCCAUCGUCGACAAGUUCAGCAAAAUUAAAGUGAUGCCUAAAAUGUCCGCUUGCAAGCAACACUGCGGGCAGCCGCUCAACAUAUUCUGCGCCACCGACCUGCGGCUCAUUUGCGGAAUCUGCGCGACGACCGACGAGCACAGGGGCCACGGCUUCAGCUCCCUGGAGGACGCGUACGAGCGAGAGAAGGGGGCGUUCGGAGACCUGCUCCAGGAGGCGGAGAGCUGGCAGAGCGCGGACACCCUGUCCUGCCUGGAGACGCUGCAAGCCAGCAAGAAAAAGGCUCUCCAGUCGGUGGGCAGGGACGCGGAGAAGGUGGCCGACUACUUCGACAAGCUCAUCGGAUCCCUCGAGUGCAAAAAGAGCGAGAUCCUCUCCGACUUCGAGACGCUAAAGCUGGUGGUGAUGCAGGCGUACGACCCGGAGAUCUCCAAGCUGAGCGCCGCGCUGGAGGAGCAGAGUCGCGCGCUCGGACUGGCGGAGUCCGUCAGAGGCGUCUCCGACCCGCUGUGCUUCCUGCAGCACAUGCAGGAGUUCCGUGAGAAGAUCGAGGUCCUGAAGGAGACCGCCCUGCCCUCUCGGAAAGACAUGGACGUGGGGCCCCUUGUGCGUAAUUUCGAUGUGAAAAAGUGGGAUUCCCUCCGGCUCCGAGAAAUAGACAAGAUCUCAGUCCCACAUGAGAAUGGCGCCUACCAAACAGGUGGCUCUCGGAUGUCGUCGUGGUCCAAGUGGAUCGUUUUGUCCCUGGUACUCUUCCUGUCAACACUACCCAUCUUUUUCCUGUCACCGCCGUACACUGCAAUCGACGUGACCUCAAGAAUCCAAGCGCUGAUCACUGAAUGUGUCCCUUCCGCUACUCUGUACCUGCAGGAAAUCAAUGACAUGUGCGCAGGUCUGAUCGAAGCAGGUCAGGAACAUAUGAUGAGGUUAAUUUCACAUCUGUCCACUACUUUCACUCACUACUUAUCCUAAUUCGUGCAGAAGAGGAGCGAAUGAAUGGAAACACUUAUACUUGUUUACAUUAUGUUGUAUUAUUAUUAUUUUUUUUUAACCUUUGGUCCUUAAUGAAGCCUGAAAAUCAAACAAUCCUCCUCUAAAUCCUCAGAGGUUGCAGUCUAAACCUAAUUAUGUUUUUUCUUAAUUUAUUUAAUUUUGUACACUAACGAUAUUUUUUUUUUUAACUUGAUUUUUGGAAAAUAAAUUUGAAAAAUCCCGAGUCACUGCUAUGGUUGUUUUCCUUCAGAGCGACAGGGUGAGAUCAGGCUGCCGCUGUAAUGAUGGGGAGAAACUCAGCGCUCCGCGCGCCACAGUGAUGCUGCAACCUCUUCAAGGUUACAAACGUUACGUAACAGGGCCCGUGUGAAACUUUCAGCGGGCUGCAGAGGAAGGUACGAAGACACAGCUCGGUCAUGUUUUCAGUGAAACAGAAAAAUUGCUCAACGUGUAGCAGCAGUCAGAUGCUCAACCUCAGCACUUAAUAAAUGCUGAUCCGCCAGGUUUUUUUUUUAUUUUUUUUUAUAAAAUUCAGAUCUGAUCUUCUGCGGCUCUUUCGUUUCACGGCUGGCAGUGCAAAAUCCAGAAGGUGCGCCCUUGUUGAAAUAAAUGGCGCAGAGCAUAAUUUACUCCCUAAAAAUCUGAAUUUUU
This is a messenger RNA of Poecilia latipinna (sailfin molly), 2414 nucleotides long. RefSeq names its product tripartite motif containing 13 (gene trim13). The transcript has 2 exons. Bases 549 to 1742 code for a protein of 397 amino acids. Gene Ontology annotation, molecular function: zinc ion binding. Lineage: Eukaryota; Metazoa; Chordata; Actinopteri; Cyprinodontiformes; Poeciliidae. The record is from RefSeq and is a predicted model, not a curated record.